AUGUUUGGGUGCGCGGGCGGCCACAAAAGCCGCCUGAGCGUCAGCAGCGAUGGUUUAUUUUUUUAUAAAAAAACGACAAAGGCAGAAGCCCACUUUUAUUUGCUGCUGCAUGCGCUCGUGCAAAGGAAAGCAGCAGCAGCAGCAGCAGAAACAGCAGCAGCAGCAGCAGCGUCGGGGGCAGCAGAAACAGCAGCAGCGGCAGCAGUUCAAGGACCAGAACCAGCAGCAGCAGCUGCUGCUGCGGCACCAGCAGCAGCAGCAGCAGCAGCAGAAAUGGCAGCAGCAGCAGCAGAAACAGCAGCAGCAGCAGCAGAAACGGCAGCAGCAGACACAACAACAGCAGCAGCAGCAGCAGCAAGUACCUUUGCUGUAGAUCUGGUGAAUGGAGGCUGUCCAUUGGGCUGCAAAGAAAACUGCCCGCUGCUGCUGCUGCAGCAGCAAGAAAAGAUAAAUGGAAAAGAUGGAGGAGGCGGCUCGGAGUCUGCUGCUGCUGCUGCUGCUGCUGCAGCAGGAACAGCAGCAGCAGAAACAGCUGCGGAGCUCCUGCCGUUCAUGCCCAGGCUGUUUGGAGUUUAUUUAAAUGACAAAAAGGAGACAGCUGCAGCAGCAAAUAAGGAGACAACUGCAGCAGCAAAUAAGGAGAGAGCUGCAGCAGCAACUGCAGCAGCAAAUGAGGAGACAACUGCAGCAGCAACUGCAGCAGCAAAUGAGGAGACAACUGCAGCGCCAAAUAAGGUGACAGCUGCAGCAGCAAAUGAGGAGACAGCUGCAGCAGCAAAUAGGGAGACAACUGCAGCAGCAAACAAGGAGACGACUGCUGCAGCAACUAGGGAGUCAACUGCUGCAGCACAUAGGGAGACAACUGCAGCAGCAAAUGAGGAAGCAACUGCAGCAGCAAACGGAACAACUGCAACAGCAAGUGAGGAAGCAGCAGCAGCAGCAAAUGAAGAAAAAGGAGAAGACAAAGAAGCAGCAGUUUUGUGUCUGGAGAAUUUGCUGCUGGGCCUCGAAGACCCCUUAGUGAUAGACAUUAAACUUGGGACUCGGCUGCACGGGGAGGGCGUGAGCGUGGGGCGGCGGCGGCGGGCGGAAGCGCAAGCUGCUGCUCGAGGUGCUGCUGCACUUGGUGUCUCCUUUUGCGGCUUGUGGGGACUGCAGCAGCAGCAGCAGCAGCAGUGGCAGGGGGGGUCCCGUCUUGCUGCUGCUGCUUUCCGCCCCACAACUCUUGCUGCUUACCAGGAGCUCUUCCGCGCCUUUCUGGUGUCUGUACACCCCACGCCUGCUGCGGUGUACAGACACCUCGCGGCUUCUCUCAAAACUCUUUUUCUUCUUCUCAACAAAAAACAUUCCCCACAACUCUUCGGCGCAACCGAGUUUUGGGGCUUUCUUGCUGCAGCUUGUCUUGAUUUAUCUGCUUCUUCUUGA
Messenger RNA from Eimeria tenella, 1425 nucleotides. RefSeq names its product inositol polyphosphate kinase domain containing protein, putative. Bases 1 to 1425 code for a protein of 474 amino acids. NCBI's taxonomy places the organism in Eukaryota, Apicomplexa, Conoidasida, Eucoccidiorida, Eimeriidae. The transcript is spliced from 3 exons. Gene Ontology annotation, molecular function: inositol hexakisphosphate kinase activity. Gene Ontology annotation, biological process: inositol phosphate biosynthetic process; phosphatidylinositol phosphate biosynthetic process. The record is from RefSeq and is a predicted model, not a curated record. Gene Ontology annotation, cellular component: nucleus; cytoplasm.